AUGAUCUCAAUUCUAUCGGCCCAUAUGGUCGAAAAACCGCUCAACCCAGACCUCUCCUUCAUGGACAUCUCGCUAUUGACGUUGGAAGCAGUCAUCCAAGUGGUUUUGAUCUGUCUAGCCGGAUUUGUUGCAGCACGGUCGGGCAUUCUCACCAAAGCUGGCCAGAAAGUCAUCUCGCUGAUUAACGUGGACUUGUUCACGCCAUGCUUGGUGUUCAUCAAGCUCGCGCCGCUGUUGUCGUUGAACAAGAUGGCAGACCUUAUCGUCAUCCCUAUUUUUUUCUGCAUAGCCACUUUCACAUCGUACGUGAGCGCGAGAGUCACCUCCAAAAUGUUGAGCCUCAAUGGCCCUGAAACCGACUUUGUCACCGCCAUGGGUGUGUUUGGUAACUCCAACUCGCUCCCGGUAUCGUUGACCGUCACUCUUGCAUACACAUUGCCCGACUUGUUGUGGGACCAGAUUGAUGACGAUAACUCCGACAGAGUUGCCUCCCGUGGUAUCUUGUACCUUUUGCUUUUUCAACAAUUGGGCCAGAUUCUUCGUUGGUCGUGGGGUUUCAACCACUUGUUGAGAAAGCGCUCCAUUGAGGAGUUGUCUCAAUACAACGACGAGCCCGUCACUUACAGACGCAUUGAAAGUGGCGAUGCUUUGUACAUCAACACGCCACAGCAACUACAACAGGCAGAGUCUGUUGUCUCAGACCGUAAUCUGGAAUCUCUGGAAGAGGACGCGCCCUUGGACGCCAAAAGCUCAACCUCCACCCUUGGCUCCAUGGCUGCUCGUAUUAGAUCUGUUUGGAUAGCCUUUGCUUCGUGGGGUCCAGUCAAGAGCUUUUUGUCAUUCAUGAACCCACCAUUGUACGCAAUGCUUCUUUCUUUGGUGGUGGGUUCUGUGCCACUGCUCCAAAACCUAUUUUUUGAGAAAGAUACCUUUGUUAAUAACACGGUCACGCAAGCGGUACUGCUGCUUGGAUCUGUGUCGAUUCCAUUGAUUUUGGUGGUUUUGGGAUCCAACUUGAACCCCUCCGACGAGCAUCUCCCACCCUCGAAGCAUUACAACCGCAUCAUCUUUGCCUCCUUGGUAUCGCGGAUGAUCAUACCAUCGAUGAUCUUGCUUCCGCUCAUUGCUGCGUGCGUGAAAUAUAUCAACAUCUCGAUCUUGGAUGACCCCAUCUUCCUCCUUGUGGCGUUCAUUCUUACUGUGUCUCCUCCUGCCAUUCAACUUUCGCAAAUCACGCAGUUGAACAGCAUUUAUGAGACAGAGAUGGCUGGUGUGUUGUUCUGGGGAUACGUGGUGUUGACGUUGCCCACCACCAUCCUUAUUGUCGUGGCCAGUCUUGAGGUGCUCAAAUGGGCCAUUUGA
Messenger RNA from Australozyma saopauloensis, 1362 nucleotides. RefSeq lists its product as uncharacterized. The record is from RefSeq and is a predicted model, not a curated record. The transcript has a single exon. Gene Ontology annotation, cellular component: endoplasmic reticulum; membrane. The coding region runs from base 1 to 1362 and encodes 453 amino acids. Gene Ontology annotation, biological process: transmembrane transport. NCBI's taxonomy places the organism in Eukaryota, Fungi, Ascomycota, Pichiomycetes, Serinales, Metschnikowiaceae.